Messenger RNA from Drosophila erecta, 1147 nucleotides. RefSeq lists its product as uncharacterized. The coding region runs from base 115 to 834 and encodes 239 amino acids. The transcript has a single exon. The record is from RefSeq and is a predicted model, not a curated record. NCBI's taxonomy places the organism in Eukaryota, Metazoa, Arthropoda, Insecta, Diptera, Drosophilidae.
UUGAAUCAUUCGUACACAGUUGUUCGAGUGGUAAACACGUCUAACACCUUUGCCUCCAAAAAUCCAGCCUUCCGUUUUGGUUUCCGUUCAAAAUUCCAGUUAAAUUCAGUUAGCAUGGGGGUGUUGCAGGCCGUCCAACGAACGCUCUUGAUGCAGCACAAUUUGGGAUCGCUGACCAUCAAGCGGACCUACGACACAGUGAAGAAGAUGAACCUGCGUCGCAGACGCUUGGAGCACCUGAAGGAACUCAAGCGGCUGGACCGAAUGUGCUACAAGGCGGCCAGUCGCAACGACAAGAAAUGCCACCCGCCGGUCAUGCCGCUGCCCACGCUAGAGUGCCUAGACGACCCAUGUGCAGAAUCGGAGAUGCCAUUGGAUCUGGACCACUAUACACCGAGCGACAAGGCCGCGCGGAAGUAUCAGCGCACCUGGUGCGAGUGCUAUAUGAUACCCAAGGCGGCUGUCCAGGCAAGGAAGUGCUAUCCGAAUAGACCGCGACGGAAGUUCGAGUGUCCAAGGGUCUCCGAUGUCGAGUGCCGCUGGGAUCCCAUGCCCUGUGAUGACGUGAAGAAAAAGCCCGAGAUACUGAUAGAAGUGCCGCGUAUCGGAAAGUGGCCCUGCUGCAAGAUCCCCUCGCCCGGAUGCGCCGAUGGCCGGAUACCGCCCUCCUGCGACGCUGGUCGCAUUCCCACCUGCUGCAAGAAGCGGCGCACCAAGUAUCCCAGCUUCUCGGAAUGCAAAAAGGAUCUGCUCGAGGCCAUUCCACCUUGCGAGUGCGAGAAGAAGGUCAACAUGUGCGAUGUAUAUGCAUAUUUCCGCCAUAAGACAACCUAGCUUCGCGCCAUGAAAGAGCUUGGAAAUCAAGGCGGUUCGGGAACCCCACCUGGAUGAGGAAGAAGCCCCCAAUAAGCAAUGAAAGUAUGCGUAAAGUGGCUCGCAUGUAUUACCGUUCAUUAAUUGUCUAUGGGUUCGUUUCCAAAAAGCUGACCCCUCUAGCAUUGCCGCCUUUUACCUAUCCGGAUAUCCCAUUCUCCCAUUGGAUGCCAUUUUAAAAGGUGACAAAUUCAAAAACCCUAUUUCAAUUACAGCAUUGAUGUGUGUUACUACUGCCAUUAAAGUGAUCAACUUAAUUUCACAAAUCAACUAA